Messenger RNA from Pogonomyrmex barbatus (red harvester ant), 3224 nucleotides. RefSeq names its product Spaetzle domain-containing protein 3 (gene spz3). NCBI's taxonomy places the organism in Eukaryota, Metazoa, Arthropoda, Insecta, Hymenoptera, Formicidae. The record is from RefSeq and is a predicted model, not a curated record. Gene Ontology annotation, cellular component: extracellular region. Gene Ontology annotation, molecular function: Toll binding; growth factor activity. Gene Ontology annotation, biological process: central nervous system formation; innate immune response.
UUUUUUUAAGAUCCUCUCGAUGAUGAAUUUAGGAGCGAAAUUUUAUCGUCGGCGAGAAUAAAGUUUUACCCGCGUGACAACUCCUUUCAUUUUCAGUCCGAUCUCGCCAUAAAUUGCGAGAGGCGCGAAGGGAAAACGGUGUAUUUUAAUUAAUCAACGUCCGGAUCCUUUCUCCGAUUAAUCAUGCGGCUGCGCCGGCAUCAAUGACCGAGAGGGAGACAGGCUGGACCCGCCCCUUCGAAGCAGCCCGUGAUACGACGUGAUCGGGAAGCGGAAACAUGUUCGACAUGUUCGCGACGACGGCAGUAUCCUUACUCCCGGUCUCCUCGUGACACCUUCGCGAGUCCUUGGAACUUAGUGCCGCCUCGCCGAAGUCGCCAGUGACGCGGUCAUGAUCUCCGCGACGAGGAGAAACGUAUCUGGUCCUACGCUGGAUCGAGUUAACUGUCGUUCGGAUUAGUGCACGAUCGAUCAAAGAGAGAGAGAGACUUGCCUCUACGCCUCUACGGAGGACGAAUUCGGAUUUAGUGUCCGGUUCGGGGGAAUCUCCCCGAGAAACGCGAGAGACAUGGCGCUGGUGAACUUCAGUUUGCCCUAUCAGUCGGCGACGAUGGCGCCGUUCCUUUACGCGGGCUCGACCGCCCACGCGACCGCCAGCAACCUUCGUCUGAACGCCGUGUUACCGCCGGGGUCUGCGCCCAGUUACAACGAACAAGAAGGCUUCCGAGGUAACGAGCCCUAUGCACCCCCGAUCAAGUACCAUCAGCACCGACGUGGUCAAUCCACGCAGCAGAGGAGUCAGCAGAUUUACACGGAACACACGUCCUUCUCGUCGCAGGACACCCGUUACACCAUGUACAAUCAGGACUUUCGAAGAACUCAGCCAAGGCAGCAACAGCAGCAGCAGCAGCAGCAGCAGCAGCAUCAGCAACAGCAACAACAGCAACAGAUGAGACCACCUCCGUCUCCCUCGUCCUUUCAGCAUCAUUCAUCCGAACCCGUCAAAUCUCGGACGGAAGACCAGGAGAAUUAUCCGGACAGACCUAACGGUUACACGAGGGUUAACGGCGGCAGCUCCGCCGGUCCGGGUAUCAAGACUUCGGUCCACGCUGUGUUGGACUACGACGACGAUUUCGACGAUUACUACGACGACGAGGAGCAGGAGAUACCGACGAACGCACACGUCACGCCUAUCCAGGGUCCCAUCUUCCUGAAGAACGGCUCCGUGCCGGUGGUACCCCUGUACUCGUACCCCCAGCUGAACAACGGGACGUUCGUGCAGAUACCGAUACUCUGGACUGCGCUUUCGGUAGCGCUGGGUGUCGAGCUGAGGGGCGACUUGAUACGAGGCGCGCCAUGCAUCAAGAAAUACCAUCAAUUGUUCUGCCCGACCGCUGGAAAUACAUAUCCAAUAGAACGGAUAGAACGUUUUAUCGACGAAAAUAAAGCACUGAUGAAAAGGAUGUACGGUGACUUCGAGAUGAAUUCGGGAUACGGGUCGAGCGAGCCCAGGCAUCGCACUAGGACGCGAAGAAAAAGUAGGGAAACGCGAAAACUCGAUAUCCCAGACGGCGGGCCCAGAGAUGACGAAUCGGAUGUAGAAAGCGAGAUCGGCGAGGAUUUUUUUAGCAGGAAUAGAAAUACCAGGCAGUCCUUCGGGAAAAACCGCGGCACCGAGAGCGGCAGAAUCGACGCGUGCGAAUCGAAGGUCGAAAUUGUGACGCCCUAUUGGGCGAGCAACAGCGCCGGGAAGAUUCGCGCUAUCGUGAACACACAGCAUUUCGAGCAGGCGAUACACCAAGAAGUGUGCUCGAAAGCGCAGACGAAUCGAUGCAGCGGAGACUGCGGAUGCGAGCAGAAGUACAAGUGGCACAGGUUGCUCGCAUACGACCCAGACAAUGAUUGUAAGGGUAUAUUCAUGGACUGGUUUCUGUUCCCCUCUUGCUGCGUAUGCAGAUGCGACCCGGUCAACAGCAAGUUCUCCUCGUCUAGUGCUCGAAACUGAUCUGAAGGAUUGACACGGAGAUCGAAAGGCGUGCCAUGUAAACUGCGACUGCUCUGCUCGUUCCCAAUGCAUUCCAACGAUUUAUUACGAUGAUUUGUAACAACAAAUCAAAGAUCAGAUCAAGAUCGAGAUCACCUACAGCUUAAUACUGAAAAAUCAAGAAACGUCACAAAAUAUUUAAAAAAUUUUGCAGUGCUUAAAAAUUGCACAACAGAUAUUUCUUUGCCGUUUUAUUAACGAAUUAUUAUUAGUUAUAAGAAAUAUUUACUCAGCGAGGUAUAAUUUCUUUUCAAAUAUAUAUGAUUUAAAUAUUUAAUUAUUCUUCUCUCUUUUGUGUGACUUUUGAUUUCAUUUAUCCUUGCUUUGUUAUAAUUUAUAUAAUAUAUCAAGAUAAUUUUCUUGAUUUUAGAUCUUAGGUAUUAAAAUUAGAGAAAAUCUUAUUGCGCUAAUAACAUUAAUGUUUUAGAAAAUGACGAACGAGGUUAGAUUGUAAAGUAAAAACGUAUUAUUACCGCGCAUUUGUGGAUUCUAAAUAUUUACUUACUAGACCUGUCAGGUUAAUUAAAACAUUCGGCAGCCGAUUGGCGAUUAACGAUUUGUCCGUCACGACUAUGAAUUAAAUUUGUAUUUGUAAAGCAGCGUACAUAAAUGAUUUGAGGCAUCUGUCGAAUGAUCGAUAAAUCGUGAAUCGUGUGUAGACGAUGUCGGGAAUUUCGCAUAAUGCAUAGUGCAGAACUAUUUUUUUGUGAUUCACAGAUUUUAUUUGUACAAGCGGAAGAUAAAUACUAUCGUUUCUAGGUUUGUUUUUUUUUUUUUAGAUAAUUGCCGAUUGAAACUAUAAUGAAGUGUCAUUAGCGAUUUCGCGAUUGAACGUCGACGCGCGCAAAGCGUGUUAUUUUACUUCGUACUUUGUACGUGCGGAGCUCUUCUUUAAUCGAUCAUGAAACGCGAAUGCUCGAGCAUGAGCUGGAAUGAAUCCUAAGAAUAAGUCCUCCUUGAGGAGGACUUAUCUCGCCAUAGGGCACAUAACUCUUUCUUAAAAGUAGCUUCUCUAAUUUUUAUACAUCGCCUUACGUUAAAGCGAUUACAUUUUAAUUUGGGCAAAGUUAUAAUAUAAUCACCUCAUCUAAAUGUCUGUAUCUAAAUGUAAGAAUGAGGAAAAGAAUAUUAUUGUGUGUACGUAGAAAAGGGAUAUAUUAUAUACACGUAUAUAUAUGAA